Messenger RNA from Drosophila sulfurigaster albostrigata, 2056 nucleotides. RefSeq names its product prolyl 4-hydroxylase subunit alpha-1 (gene PH4alphaEFB). NCBI's taxonomy places the organism in Eukaryota, Metazoa, Arthropoda, Insecta, Diptera, Drosophilidae. Gene Ontology annotation, biological process: peptidyl-proline hydroxylation to 4-hydroxy-L-proline. The coding region runs from base 10 to 1671 and encodes 553 amino acids. Gene Ontology annotation, molecular function: procollagen-proline 4-dioxygenase activity; L-ascorbic acid binding; iron ion binding. The record is from RefSeq and is a predicted model, not a curated record. The transcript has 10 exons. Gene Ontology annotation, cellular component: endoplasmic reticulum.
ACACGAACGAUGAUGAGAUGCUGCUGGCAAUUGACGCUCGGCGUCCUUCUGCUGCUUGGCCUGAUGUCGUGGCAUGGAGUUAGAGGCGAGGUCUACACGGCGUUGGCGGAGAUGGAGGAACUACUUGAGACUGAAUCCGUAUUAAUAAGCAAUCUAGAGGGUUACAUACGAGUGCAGGAGGACAAGCUCAGCUAUCUCAAGAACAAAAUGGACGAAUACCAAAGAGAGCAUGCGGAUGCAUCCAGUGAUAUUACCGCCUACGUUUCGAAUCCCAUCAAUGCGUAUCUGUUGACCAAACGACUGACCACCGACUGGCGUCAAGUGGAGAAUCUGAUGGAGCAUGAUGUGGGCACUGAUUUUGUGCAAAAUCUCACACAAUAUCGCAAUGUGCUGAAAUUCCCAUCGGACGAGGAUCUCAAUGGGGCAGCUGUGGCUUUGCUGCGACUUCAGGACACCUAUCAACUGGACACAUCGAGUGUGGCACGUGGCAAGCUCAAUGGCAUACAGUACAGCACCGCAAUGUCAUCGGAUGAUUGCUUUGAGCUGGGACGACAGUCUUACGUUAAUCGAGACUAUUACCAUACGGUCUUGUGGAUGAACGAAGCAAUGGCCCGAAUGCUGGAGGAACCACACAAUCAGACGCAAAGCUUUACGCGUGCCGAUUUACUCGAAUACCUCGCCUUCUCCACCUACAAGCAGGGCAACGUGGAGAGCGCACUGACCAUGACAAAUGAGCUGCUGCAACUGCUGCCAAACCAUGAGCGUGCGAAUGGCAACAAGAAGUUCUACGAAAAGGAAAUUGCCCACCUGAAGGAGCUGCGCAAAAUGAAGGGCGACGACGGCACCGAUGAAAUGCCCAUUUCCGACUUGCCUGUGGCCAAGAGUGAUCCUGGCGUAUUCGAUAUGACCGAACGCAAGGCCUACGAAAUGCUUUGCCGUGGAGAAUUGAAACCUUCGCCAGCUGAGCUGCGUCCACUGCGCUGCCGUUAUGUGACAAACAAUGUGCCCUUUUUGCGGAUUGCACCACUCAAGCUGGAAGAGGCCCACAAGGAUCCCUACAUUGUGAUCUAUCACGACGCGAUGUACGACAGCGAAAUUGAGAUUAUUAAGCGCAUGGCGCGUCCUCGCUUCCGCCGUGCCACAGUGCAAAACUCUGUGACUGGAGCGCUGGAAACAGCGAACUAUCGCAUCAGCAAAUCCGCUUGGUUGAAGACCGCCGAGCAUCGUGUCAUUAGCACAGUUGUGCAGCGUACUGCCGACAUGACGGGCCUCGAUAUGGACUCCGCGGAGGAACUGCAAGUAGUCAAUUACGGUAUUGGCGGUCACUACGAGCCACACUUUGACUUUGCGCGGCGAGAGGAGAAACGUGCCUUCGAGGGUCUCAAUCUAGGCAAUCGCAUUGCCACCAUGUUGUUCUAUAUGACCGACGUGGAGCAGGGAGGCGCCACAGUUUUCACCUCACUGCAUGCUGCACUGUGGCCCAAAAAGGGCACGGCAGCAUAUUGGAUGAAUCUGCAUCGCUCAGGCGAGGGAGACGUGAGAACGCGACAUGCUGCAUGUCCAGUGCUAACAGGCUCCAAAUGGGUGUCCAACAAGUGGAUACAUGAGCGUGGUCAGGAGUUUAGAAGACCCUGCGAUCUGACUGCGGAUCAUGGUGAUUUCGCCAUCUAGAGAGGAAUGCUCAAGCUGUCGCUUUAUCUCAACUGCCAGCUGCCCCACGUGCUUACUUACACCUACUCUACUUACAUACCUUUAUCUAUAUGCUCCAGCCAGCCGGAAAUCGGUUUCUAUUCCUAUUGUACAUACAGCAUCUACACCUAUAACAUACACACCUAAAAUGGAGGCCCGGCUGUUGCAACACAAAAAACGAACAAAACACACAAAUACUGUUUUUUUUUCUCAACUAACUGUCAACAGUUUUUGACAUUAGUUUCAUCAUAGGCAUGCUACUAUUAUUGAAUUUAUCAAAACAUUUUUGUAUAUUGAUAGUUUUAAUCUCUAGACGAAGAAAACAAGAACAACAAACAAUCUCAUUUAAAACGAACUUACUGAUAUA